Molecule: messenger RNA, 1346 nt
Organism: Xenopus laevis (African clawed frog)
Lineage: Eukaryota; Metazoa; Chordata; Amphibia; Anura; Pipidae
Gene: cimip2b.S
Product: family with sequence similarity 166 member B S homeolog
Cellular component (GO): axoneme; microtubule cytoskeleton; cilium
Source: RefSeq, marked provisional
ACAGACACGGAGCUGGGGAAGAGAUAGAGGGGAGCUCGCUAUCAUGGCCGUCACAUUCCCCCCCAAAAUAAGCCCCACGCUAAUGACACCAGACCCCCAUUUCAUCCCUGGGUACAGUGGCUUCUGCCCUCAGUACAGGUACAGUUUGGGUAAGACAUACGGACAACUCACGUCUCAUCUCCUGACCAAUCCAGACAUCAGACGCUCAGGACACCUGGUGCUUCAGUCCAACCCGUUCCCCCCAGCACCCCGGGGCCACAGCUACAAUGAAGCAUCUCAGGAACUUGGGGGGCGGAGGAGGAGACAGCGUCUGGGAGACCCUAAGCUGACAAUCAGUAUGAUCCCAGGAUACACCGGGUUCAUCCCCAGAUCCCAGAAAUUCUUUGCCAAAACCUACGCAGAGACCAGCCGGGACGCACUGAGCGACUUUCACAACGAGCAGCAGACGCAGGAGUCACAGAGGCAGGAGAUGCUUCUCACGUCCAAACUGCAGGAGGGCCGACAGCCCCAGACUGAGCAUGAGAAGCAGCUGCUGACGGCCAGGCACCGCACUCCCCUGCCCGCCUUGUCUAAGGAGCCGGCCCCCUUUAUGUCCCUCCGAGGAUUCCAGCCGCAGGGAUCCCCAUAUUACAUGGAGGAGGAGAACCCCAAUAAAUACUUCAUCUCAGGCUACACAGGGUAUGUACCCCGGUCCCGUUUCCUUAUUGGCAAUGGGUACCCCAUAACCACAAACAGAGCGAUGGUGGAGUUUGCCCAUAUGAACCAGAAGAAAGGGGUGCGAUUCAGUGAUCAGCAGGGCCACAACGAAGGGGACAAUCUGCACACGGAACAGGGGCAAAUCUAUCUGGAAGAGCUCGGCUUGUUGCCCCGUUACACUGGUUAUGUCCCAGGUUACAAGUUCCAGUUCGGCAACACCUUUGGUCGUCUCACCCAGAAUGCCUUGGGGCAGAGCACGCUGCAAAAGCAAACAGUAAACUGAAAUUGCCCCAAGGGAUGAGGAAAGAGCCCCCAGGAGUUGUUUUACCAGGAGCCAAUGAAAUGUUGUGAAUCCUCAGCAACCCGAAAUUAUUUGCAUCUCUUGGUCACAAAGCCGAUCCGGUCUCUUCUGGGAAGUGUUAAGUGCAACAUACAGUUACCCCAAGCUUUACUCCCUCCCUGCAAAGUUGGGUUUAACCCCCACCCCCAUGUCUGCUUAGGGGAUUCUGUUCUACUGAUUACUGGGGACAUAUACUGGGCAGUUACUGGGAGCCACAGACUCAAGCAGCACUGGGGGAAGGAGCAUCUGAAUACUGAGUAACCAAAUGCCAAUCUCAUGCAAUAACGUGUGCAAUAAAUAUUAAUCAAUA